Molecule: messenger RNA, 7100 nt
Organism: Euleptes europaea (tarantolino)
Lineage: Eukaryota; Metazoa; Chordata; Lepidosauria; Squamata; Sphaerodactylidae
Gene: NAV3
Product: neuron navigator 3
Exons: 39
Coding region: 112-7038 (2308 amino acids)
Biological process (GO): neurogenesis; nervous system development
Molecular function (GO): protein binding; ATP hydrolysis activity; ATP binding
Source: RefSeq, a predicted model, not a curated record
UGUGUGAUGGAAGUAACUGUGCGUGCCUGCAUCUGUAGCUCUUCUUACAUUGUGGAUUAGUUUGCUGUUGGGAGCAACCAAUUCCAUUUUGAGGGACAAGAAACGGAUGUGAUGGAUUUAUCUUCAGAAAUGAGUAGGCAUGGAAGGAAUCCUCUCAGUCACAAGCUAGAAGAUCAGAAGAAGAUUUAUACUGACUGGGCUAAUCACUAUCUAGCAAAAUCUGGCCACAAGCGGCUGAUCAAGGAUUUGCAACAGGACAUUGCAGAUGGAGUUCUGUUAGCAGAAAUCAUCCAGAUCAUUGCAAAUGAAAAGGUUGAAGAUAUCAAUGGCUGUCCCCGAAGCCAGUCUCAAAUGAUUGAGAAUGUUGAUGUCUGUCUUAGUUUUCUGGCAGCCAGAGGAGUAAAUGUCCAAGGUCUUUCUGCUGAAGAGAUAAGGAAUGGAAAUUUGAAAGCCAUUUUAGGGCUGUUUUUCAGUUUGUCUCGUUAUAAACAGCAGCAACACCAACAGCAACAGUACUACCAGUCUCUGGUUGAGCUACAACAACACGUCUCUCAUUCUCCCCCUCCUGCUGAUAUUGGCCAGCCCAAAACCCAGCAAGAUAUGCAGUCCAGUCUGACAGCCAGAUAUGCAACUCAGUCUAAUCACAGUGGAAUUGCAACCAGUCAAAAAAAGCCUUCUAGGCUUCCCGGGCCCUCAAGGGUGCCAGCUGCAGGCAGCAGUACCAAAGUCCAGGGAGCAUCAAAUUUAAAUCGAAGAAGUCAGAGCUUUAAUAGCAUUGACAAAAACAAGCCUCCACAAUAUGCAAAUGGAAAUGAAAAAGAAUCACCCAAAGGCCCUCACCCAUUUGCAGGCAUGAAUGGAAAUGUACAGCAUCCCACCAGCACUGGGCAGCAGCCGGUCUCUGCCAUUCCCUCUCCAAGUGCCAGCAAGCCUUGGCGCAGCAAAUCCAUGAAUGUCAAGCACAGUGCCACCUCUACCAUGCUGUCCGUCAAGCAGCCCAGCCCUGCAACCUCUCCUACUCCCCCUUCAGAUAGACUUAAGCCACCCCUCUCUGAAGGACCAAAAACACCUUCCUCUGGGCAGAAAUCCAUGUUGGAGAAAUUCAAACUGGUUAAUGCUAGGACUGUUUUGCGGCCCCCCUUGUCAUCAUCCAAUUCAGGUCCCAACGACAGUGGGAAAGACGAGGAAGCUUUUUUAGACUGCGUUGAAAUGGAUGGCUUCAGUGGGGGGCUCAACAGUGGUGGCUCCACCAGCAGCAGUCCUAAGAUAUCACCGAAACUAACCCCUCCAAAAGCUGGAAGCAAAAAUCUCAGCAAUAAAAAGUCUUUGCUACAGCCAAAGGACAAAGAAGAAAAGAGCAGGGACAAAAAUAAAGUUUGCACUGAGAAGGCGGUAAAGGAAGAAAAGGACCAGGCCACAGAGACACCUACAAAAAAGACCUCAAAAAUUGCAAGCCUGAUCCCAAAGGGAAGUAAGACUACAUCCACCAAGAAGGAAAGUUUAAUACCUUCCUCUAGUGGAAUACCAAAACCUGGAUCAAAAGUAUCAGCGUCUAAGCAAAGUCCAUCACCGGCAAGUUCAGGAAGUAAAGAGACUGAAAAACUAAGGACUGCAAAGGGAAACCAACCCCAGUCAACAGCUAAAUCUCAAGGUAAUGAUAAAGCAUACACUCCUUGUAGUCUCCCAUCUUUAGAAGGAAAGGAAUCCAGUAUGGCUCUUACCCCUACUUCAUCUACUGCUCUUUCAAUGGCUGCAACUAGUGGACAAGCAACAGGAAACAGUAUUGUUCAACUUCCUCAGCAACAGCAAUACAGCCACCCAAACAUGGCCACAGUAGCACCAUUUAUUUAUAGAACUCAUUCAGAAAAUGACAGUACCUCUCUCCAACCUGCUGACUGCUGCACCAGUCCUACAAAAAUGGAUCUGUCAUAUAGUAAGACUGCCAAACAGUGCCUAGAGGAAAUAUCUGGGGAAGAUCCUGAAACAAGAAGAAUGAGAACAGUAAAGAAUAUUGCAGACCUGAGACAGAACUUGGAAGAAACUAUGUCCAGUCUUAGAGGGACUCAGAUAAGCCACAGCACAUUGGAGACAACAUUUGACAGCACUGUGACAACUGAAGUGAAUGGGCGAAGCAUUCCAGGCUUGACAAGCCGAUCCUCUCCAGUAACCUGGAGACUUGGACAGGCUAGUCCUCGUCUCCAGGCAGGCGACGCUCCUUCCCUGGGUGGAGGUUACCCUCGCAGUGGUGCUAGUCGCUUCAUACAUACCGACCCAUCUCGAUUCAUGUACACCACACCUCUUCGCCGUGCAGCUGUUUCUCGCCUGGGGAAUAUAUCCCAGAUAGACAUGAGUGAAAAAGGAAGUAGUGAUCUGGACAUAUCCUCUGAUGUUGAUGUUGGAGGGUACAUGAGCGAUGGAGACAUUCUUGGGAAGAGCCUCCGAACCGAUGACAUUAACAGUGGUUACAUGACAGAUGGAGGGCUCAACCUGUAUACAAGAAGCUUGAAUCGAAUACCAGAUGUAGCUGCCUCCCGAGAUGUCAUUCAAAGAGGUGUUCAUGAUGUCACUGUGGACGCAGACAGCUGGGAUGACAGCAGUUCAGUUAGCAGCGGUCUCAGUGAUACCUUGGAUAAUAUAAGCACAGAUGAUCUCAACACGACUUCUUCGGUCAGCUCCUACUCUAACAUUACUGCCUCUUCAAGAAAGAAUGCACCCACUCAGCUGAAGACGGAUUCAGAGAAACGUUCAGUAACAGAUGGAGAACCGUGGGGCAGCAAUGAAGAACUGAAGAAGCCAGAGGAAGAUUUUGAUAGUAACACUGACAGCGGGAGCAAGUGGAAAAGCCAUCCCUCUGGCCUCCUUGAAGAUGCUGAGAAAGGAGGGCAGAAAACUGCUCUGUCUGUUUCUCAGACGGGUUCUUGGCGAAGAGGCAUGACCGCACAAGUAGGGGCAGCACCAUCAAGGCACAAAGCUGGAACAGGCACUAGUCUCAAGACACCUGGAAAAACAGAUGAUGCAAAAGCUUCGGAAAAAGUCAAAACUCCCCUCAAAGGAGCCUCUAUCCAGCGUUCUCCUUCAGACGCAGGGAAAAGCAGUGGCGACGAAGGGAAAAAGCCUCCCUCGGGCAUUGGCAGGUCGACAGCAACAGGUUCCUUUGGCUUCAAGAAAACGGGGGUCGGAUCUUCCACGAUCAUUACUGCAAGCGGGGCAACUAUAACAAGCGGGUCGGCAACCCUGGGAAAGAUGCCCAAGUCUGCGGCCAUCACUGGAAAGUCAAAUGCAGGGAGAAAAACCAGCCUAGACGGUUCGCAGAAUCAGGAUGACGGCGUCUUGCACGUCAGCUCCAAGACCACCCUGCAGUACCGAAGUUUGCCCCGCCCUUCCAAAUCGAGCACAAGCGGGAUUCCUGGCAGGGGCGGACACCGGUCUAGCACCAGUAGCAUCGACUCCAACGUCAGCAGCAAGUCUGCAGGCACUGCAGCCCCCAAUAAACUGAGGGAGCCCACGAAGAUCGGCUCGGGCCGCUCCAGUCCCGUGACCAUCAAUCAGACUGACAAGGAGAAGGAAAAAGUGUCUGAUUCGGAGAGUGUAUCAUUGUCCAGCUCUCCAAAAUCAAGCCCAACUUCAGCAAGUGCCUGUGGAACUCCAGGUCUCAGGCAGCCGGGUUCAAAAUACCCAGACAUUGCCUCACCCACCUUUAGAAGGUUGUUUGGUGCUAAAGCGAGCGUCAAGGCGGCCCCUGCCCCAAACACUGAAGGUGGGAAAUCCACAGCCGCCAUGCCCAGCCCUAGCACCACAUUAGCUCGGCAAGGCAGUCUGGAAUCUCCCUCUUCAGGUACCGGCAGCAUGGGCAGCGCAGGUGGGCAGAGUGGCAGUAGCAGCCCCCUCUUCAGCAAACCCUCAGACUUAAAUGCAGACGUUGUCAGUUUAAGUCACUCCUUGGCUUCUAGUCCAGCAUCAGCCCAUUCGUUCACCUCAGGUGGUCUGGUCUGGGCCGCAAACCUGAGCAGUUCCUCCGCCGGCAGUAAGGACACGCCCAGUUACCAGUCAAUGACCAGCCUCCACACGAGCUCUGAAUCCAUUGAUCUCCCUCUCAGCCAUCACGGAUCCCUGUCUGGGUUGACUACAAGCACUCAAGAGGUUCAGACCCUGCUCAUGAGGACAGGAAGCGUGAGAUCUACUCUUUCAGAAAGCAUGCAGCUUGACAGAAAUACACUACCAAAAAAGGGAUUAAGGUAUACCCCAUCCUCUCGGCAGGCCAGUCAGGAGGAAGGGAAAGAGUGGUUACGAUCCCAUUCCACUGGAGGACUCCAAGACACUGGAAACCAGUCUCCCCUGGUGUCUCCUUCAGCCAUGUCUUCAUCUGCCACUGGGAAAUACUUUUCAAACUUAGUGAGUCCAACCAAUUUAUCUCAAUUUAAACUUCCUGGGCCCACUAUGAUGAGGUCAAACAGCAUUCCUGCUCAAGAUUCUUCUUUUGAUCUCUAUGAUGAUUCCCAGCUGUGUGGUAGUGCCACAUCCUUAGAGGACAGACCGCGUGCAAUUAGUCAUUCUGGUUCCUUCAGAGAUAGCAUGGAAGAAGUACACGGGUCUUCAUUAUCACUAGUUUCCAGCACUUCUUCUCUCUACUCCACAGCUGAAGAAAAAGCACAUUCAGAGCAAAUUCAUAAACUACGAAGAGAGCUGGUUGCAUCACAGGAAAAAGUGGCCACCCUUACAUCUCAGCUGUCAGCAAAUGCACAUCUAGUAGCAGCUUUUGAAAAGAGCUUAGGAAAUAUGACAGGACGGCUGCAAAGCCUAACAAUGACAGCUGAACAAAAGGAAUCAGAGCUCAUAGAACUGCGAGAAACUAUUGAAAUGUUGAAAGCUCAGAACUCUGCUGCACAAGCUGCUAUUCAAGGAGCUUUGAAUGGCCCUGACCACACUCAUAAAGAUUUACGAAUAAGAAGGCAACAUUCUUCCGAAAGUGUUUCCAGUAUCAAUAGUGGCACUAGCCAUUCAAGCAUGGGCAGCGGUAAUGAUGCUGAGUCCAAGAAAAAGAAAAAGAAAAACUGGGUGAACUCUAGAGGAAGUGAGCUGAGAAGCUCAUUCAAACAGGCCUUUGGAAAGAAGAAGUCCACAAAGCCUCCUUCCUCACAUUCUGAUAUAGAAGAAGUCACAGAUUCAUCUCUUCCAUCCUCACCUAAGUUGCCCCACAGCUCUGGAGAUUGUGGGUCUACAUCAAUAAAGCCAUCCCAAUCAACAUCCGCGAUCUGUGAAUGCACAGAGGCAGAGGGGGAAAUAAUUCUGCAGCUGAAAAAUGAGCUCAGGGAAAAAGAGCUCAAGUUAACGGAUAUUCGUCUGGAGGCUCUCAGCUCAGCACACCAUCUUGACCAAAUCCGAGAAGCCAUGAACCGCAUGCAGAAUGAAAUUGAGAUACUGAAAGCUGAAAAUGAUCGCUUGAAGGCUGAGACUGGAAACAGUGGAAAGCCCGCCCGGCCAUGCUCAGAGUCUUCAAGCAGCACAUCUUCAUCCUCUUCUCGGCAGUCUUUGGGGCUCUCUUUGAAUAAUUUGAAUAUCACUGAUUCAGUUGCAUCAGAUAUUUUACUGGAGGAUGUUACAGAUGGUACACUCCAUAAAGAAGGCCAGAAUGUUAAAAUUAUAGUCACAAUAAACAAGGGCUAUGGUCGAUCCAAGGACCAAAAAUUGCAAGCGUAUUUGGUCGGAUCUAUUGGGGUCAGUGGCAAAACAAAAUGGGAUGUGCUAGAUGGUGUAAUCGGACGUCUUUUUAAGGAAUAUAUUUUCCGAAUAGAUCCAGCUACUAGCCUUGGUUUAGGCUCCGACUGUAUUGCUAGUUAUUGUAUAGGUGAUGUCAUUAGAUCCCAUAGCCAAGAAGUGCCUGAAUUGCUGCCUUGUGGGUAUCUGGUUGGGGAUAAUAACGUAAUCACUGUGAGCCUUAAAGGAGUAGAAGAAAACAGUUUGGACAGCUUUGUAUUUGAUACCUUAAUUCCUAAACCAAUUAGUCAACGGUACUUUAAUUUACUGAUGGAACAUCAGAGAAUUAUCCUGUCAGGACCUAGUGGUACUGGGAAGACCUAUUUAGCUAACAGACUCGCAGAAUAUGUGAUAACUAAAUCUGGCAGGAAAAAAACAGAAGGCUCUAUUGCUACUUUUAAUGUAGAUCACAAAUCCAGCAAGGACUUACAACAGUACCUUGCUAAUCUGGCUGAACAGUGCAGUGCUGAUAACAGUAGUGUGGAUCUUCCUAUAGUUAUAAUUCUUGACAACCUCCAUCAUGUUGGUUCUUUGAGUGACAUCUUCAAUGGUUUCCUUAACUGCAAAUAUAACAAAUGUCCAUAUAUUAUUGGAACCAUGAACCAGGGAAUUUCAUCUUCCCCUAACCUGGAGUUACAUCAAAAUUUCAGGUGGGUGUUGUGCGCUAAUCACACAGAACCCAUUAAAGGGUUCUUAUCCAGGUAUUUGAGAAGGAAACUGAUUGAGACAGAAAUAGAGCGGAAUGUCCGCAAUAACGACCUCAUCAGAAUUAUUGACUGGAUUCCCAAAACGUGGCAUCAUCUCAACAGCUUUUUAGAAACGCACAGUUCUUCUGAUGUAACCAUUGGUCCACGCCUUUUUUUGCCCUGCCCUAUGGAUGUGGACAGUUCCAGAGUAUGGUUUACAGAUCUCUGGAAUUAUUCCUUAGUACCAUAUAUUAUGGAAGCUGUGAGAGAAGGCCUUCAGAUGUAUGGAAAACGAGCACCUUGGGAAGAUCCCUCCAAAUGGAUUGCAGAAACCUGCCCCUGGAGCUCCCUGCAGCAUGAUUGGUCAUCCUUACUUCAGAUAAGACCUGAAGAUGUUGGAUAUGAAGGUUAUGCAUCUGCCAAAGAAGGAACCACUUCAAAGCACAUUCCACAGACCGAGUCAGAAGGAGAUCCCUUGAUGAAUAUGCUCAUGAGGCUCAAAGAAGCCGCCAGCUACUCAAGCGCGCAGAGCUGCGACAGUGAUACUGCCAGUCACCACGACGACAUUCUGGACUCCUCGCUUGAAUCCACUCUCUAGAGGGGGCUGGGCCUGGUUAGAGGAUGCUGGUAAAGGCUAUUCCCCCCAAACCGCUGCCAGUA